UGCAUGACAGGACCGACUGUGCGUUGUCGCAGAUGCCCACAAAGAGAUUUUGAAGAUGAAAAUGCAGCUGUGCGGCUUGCAGGGCGCAGUAUAGACUUGGAUCCACGUCUGGACCAGAGGCUUACUAGAAUUCGUUCUUCGCUGGGAAAACUAAAAAGAUGCUGAGUGUAAGGCGACUGAAACCCGUUCUGCUAGCCCUGUCUCUUCUCAUUAUUGCAUACAACCUGAUGCCAGACAUUGCUCCUCUGGACAUUCACCAAGAAAAAGCUAUUGCCCAAGGGUUCCAUGUGGUCAGCGAAGAUGAUGGCCAUUCUGACCUGUCAGCCAAAAAGCAGCAUGCUUUUAUCCAGCGAUUGCGAAACAAUCUGGAGUCGCAACCCAAGAUCAACAACAUGUCGGCGAUUAACAUCACUCCGAUUGUAGAUGGAUUGUCGAAACAGAUUCUGCCGACUGACGAGGAUUUGCCCCAGAAGGCCGAAGGUCAUUCUAAUACCGAGCGAAAAGGGAACCAGACCUCCAGACAGACACGUUUGAUCCUUUUGGGUUACAUGCGUACUGGAAGCUCCUCGACGGGUGCAAUGAUUAGGCGCCACAGGAGUGUCUUCUACUGGUACGAGCCUCUUCACUCACUGGAAUAUUACUUCACCACCAGAGGACGCCUCGACAACAUUCCCAUGAAAAACAGGACGGCGAGAGAAGAAUUUACGAACAGCGAUAUGGCCCUCGGCAACAUCUCUGCCAUCCUCAAGUGUGACAUCGACCGCCUGUACCGCAACAUCUUGCUCGACGGUUUCCUUUCUUUCAGCAAGGUGACGAGCCAACAGAUUCACUGCUUCAAAGCUGCGGAUUCUGCUGGAUCCUGGAACGCCUGCACGCACGCCAUGAGCGCCACGUGUCACAGAGACUACAGCGUCGUGGCAGUGAAGACCAUUCGCUUCCACAUGGCGCGUGCUCUGGCGCUCGUGCAGAGUGAUCCAGACGUCAAGAUCGUGCACUUGGUCAGAGACCCACGUGCUGUCCUGCUCUCCCGUCGUAAGCUGGGUUUCUGCAACUGGACAGACCUGGCGAACGAAGCUUCCUACCUGUGCUCGCGCAUGUCUCGCGACUUGAAGCUGGCCCUAGCGGCUAGAGACACUCUGAAGGGAAGAUACCUCCUCAAACGGUACGAGGACACGGCAUCGUCACCUGUGGAAGCUAUGGACCUCUUGUACAGUUUCGUGGGACUAGUCUCUUCAGCGGAGGACCAAGCCUUUGCCAGAAAUCUGAGCAAGUCUUCCAAACAAAUAAAGCCUUGCCCUACAUGCAAAGGUGCGGUGUAUAAGGCAAAAGAAAUUUCUCAGGUGUGGCGGAAAUCUAUUGCUCACAAGGAUGCUCAGACUAUUUCAGGGCUGUGUCAGGAUGUCAUGGAAUUGCUAGGAUAUCGCAAAGACUUCGCAAGCAAAAAAGCGCUUAAAAAUCUUGCUGUGCCCGCGGUGCAAAAACCCCACCGUUCGGUCGUACAGUUCAUGGACAUUUUUUGACUUCAAAAAUGAAUAAUAACAACAAGAGUAGCAAACAUAAGAAGGAAUUCUGAAGUCCGCAUCUUGGUCAGCAUAUAAGGAUGACAUUUUCGUAAAGAUCAUAAGGGUGGGGGAUAGGAUGAGGUACUCUUUUUCUACAUACAACGCCAUUAACAAAUAUUGCAUAAUAACUGUAAGAUAAGAUCGUUUCUUUGCUGGUUGUGGUCAAUGCUCAUGCAGAAUUAAACCCGACAUUUUUAUG
Molecule: messenger RNA, 1761 nt
Organism: Pomacea canaliculata
Lineage: Eukaryota; Metazoa; Mollusca; Gastropoda; Architaenioglossa; Ampullariidae
Product: carbohydrate sulfotransferase 6-like
Exons: 5
Coding region: 159-1520 (453 amino acids)
Biological process (GO): sulfur compound metabolic process; N-acetylglucosamine metabolic process
Molecular function (GO): N-acetylglucosamine 6-O-sulfotransferase activity
Source: RefSeq, a predicted model, not a curated record